Messenger RNA from Daucus carota subsp. sativus, 1409 nucleotides. Its product is annotated as delta(12)-fatty-acid desaturase FAD2. Gene Ontology annotation, biological process: lipid metabolic process. Lineage: Eukaryota; Viridiplantae; Streptophyta; Magnoliopsida; Apiales; Apiaceae. The coding region runs from base 79 to 1230 and encodes 383 amino acids. Gene Ontology annotation, molecular function: oxidoreductase activity. The record is from RefSeq and is a predicted model, not a curated record. The transcript has a single exon.
AGCAAUAUUCACAGCAAAAGCAAAACAAACAGAGUAGGAGAAUAGCAUUGGCCUAUUCUUUGUUACACUAGAGAAAAAAUGGGUGCAGGUGGGCGCAUGUCUGCUCCUUCUAAUGCCAAGAAAACUGAAGCAGAAGCACUCAGAAGGGCUCCUCAUGAGAAGCCACCAUUCACUAUUGGUGACCUCAAGAAGGCCAUUCCUGCUCAUUGCUUCGAAAAGUCACUUGUCACUUCUUUUCGAUACCUCAUUCAAGAUCUCCUCAUGGCCUAUGCUCUCUACUAUGUUGCCACUAAUUACAUAGACCAGUAUCUUCCACACCCUCUGAAUUACGUGGGUUGGGCUGCUUACAUUGCUGUCCAGGGGUGUGUCUUGACGGGAGCUUGGGUCGUGGGGCACGAAUGUGAUCAUGAUGCCUUCAGUGAUUAUGGUUGGGUGAAUGACCUUGUUGGCCUUGUUGUCCAUUCUUCUCUUCUGGUCCCUUACUUCUCUUGGAAAAUUAGCCACCGUCGUCACCAUGCCAACACUCAAUCCCUUGAGAAUGAUGAGGUUUAUGUCCCGAGGUUCAAGGCCAACAUCAGGAACUACUACAAAAUAAUGAACAACCCACCAGGCCGCGUCCUUGUGUGGCUUAUCACGCUCCUUAUAGGCUUCCCCUUAUACUUGAUGUUCAAUGUCUCGGGACACAAGUAUGAGAGGUGGACUUCACACUAUGAUCCCCAUAGCCCUCUUUACACAGAACGUGAACGCAAACAGAUCAUUGUGUCUGAUCUUGCCAUUCUUGCUGUUAUCUAUGGGCUGUACAAUCUAGUAUUAGCCAAAGGAUUUGUCUGGGUUUUCUGUGUUUAUGGAGGUCCGUUGCUAGUUGUUAACGGAUGGUUCACAUUGAUCACAAUCCUCAAUCACACUCAUCCCUCUUUGCCUUACUAUGAUUCAAGCGAAUGGGAUUGGUUGAGGGGAGCUCUUUGCACUGUUGACAGAGACUAUGGUAUUUUGAACAAGGUGUUCCAUAACGUGUGCAACGCUCAUGUCUGUCACCAUAUCUUCUCCAUGAUCCCGCAUUACCAUGGACUCGAGGCAACUGAAGCAAUGAAGCCAGUACUUGGAGACUAUUAUCAGUAUGAUGGCACUCCAAUUCUUAAGGCAAUGUACAGGGAAAUGAAGGAAUGCAUUUACGUCGAAAAAGAUGAAGGUGAGACUAAAGGAGUCUACUGGUACCGAAAGGAAUUCUAAAUGGAUCACCUGGUAAUCAGAGGAGAUCAAUUCAGUUGUUUCUGUCAUCUCAUUUUCUUAGAUUGCUUGUAAUUUUGCUUCUUUGAAGUAGCUCUGUAACUUGUACGUCAAGAUAAAAGGCCUCGAUGUUUAUUCUAUGUAACGAGUAAAAUUCAGUGCCUGAAGUUUAUUUAAGGAAA